This is a messenger RNA of Anguilla rostrata (American eel), 1059 nucleotides long. RefSeq names its product eukaryotic translation initiation factor 3, subunit K (gene eif3k). Gene Ontology annotation, molecular function: translation initiation factor activity; ribosome binding. Gene Ontology annotation, biological process: regulation of translational initiation. The coding region runs from base 262 to 921 and encodes 219 amino acids. Gene Ontology annotation, cellular component: eukaryotic translation initiation factor 3 complex; cytoplasm. The record is from RefSeq and is a predicted model, not a curated record. The transcript is spliced from 8 exons. NCBI's taxonomy places the organism in Eukaryota, Metazoa, Chordata, Actinopteri, Anguilliformes, Anguillidae.
CCAAAUAGCUAUAUAUAUUAUACAUUCAUAAUUUUAUUUCACGUCGUACUACUUAUGUGAUUGUUUACAGUAUGAUAGCGUGAAGCCAAAGCGAAUAGAGAGCCUCUCUUCACGUGACCCUAUCAUUUUCCGUUCCUUGCGUUUUAUUCCUCCGACCGCUCUUUUUCUAUACAUCGGGCCCACGUGUGGAUUGUGGUCGAACCGAACCUGUUUGGGCCAGCUGUAAACCCCAUCCACCAUCUCAACAAAACUAUUGACGCCAUGGCUUCGUCGUUUGAGCAGAUGAGGGCUAAUGUGGGGAAACUACUACGUGGGAUUGACAGGUAUAAUCCGGAAAAUUUAGCAACGCUGGAACGUUACGUUGAAACACAAGCAAAAGAGAACGCUUACGACCUGGAAGCCAAUCUCGCUGUUCUCAAAUUGUACCAGUUCAACCCAGCCUACUUUCAGACAACCGUGACGUCACAGAUUCUGCUGAAGGCCCUGACCAACUUGCCUCACACUGACUUCACUUUGUGCAAGUGUAUGAUCGACCAGACACACCAGGAGGAGCGUCCGAUAAGACAGAUCCUGUACCUGGGCAACCUCCUGGAGACAUGUCACUUCCAGUCCUUCUGGUCAAGCCUGGAAGAGAACCGAGAACUAAUCGAUGGAAUCACGGGAUUUGAGGACUCUGUCCGCAAGUUCAUAUGCCACGUGGUGGGGAUCACCUAUCAGAACAUUGAGCACCGGCUCCUGGCAGAGAUGUUGGGCGAUCCACUUGACACCCAGGUGAAGGUGUGGAUGAGCAAAUAUGGCUGGACUGAGAGCGAGGAUGGACAGAUCUUCAUCUUCAACCAGGAAGAGAGCGUCAAGCCCAAGAACAUUGUGGAGAAGAUUGACUUUGAAAGUGUGUCGAGUAUCAUGGCUACAUCCCAGUGAUAUCAAUACAUGAAUUGGUGCACACAGACUUGAUGCACACAGACAUUCAGAAGACAGGACCUCCAGGCUUUUUUACCUCCCAAUACAUUUUCUGUACCGAUACCAUUCACAUUAAACCAUUUAUCUAAAACAAAGAAA